AUGGGUUUGACACAAUAUUUUAUUUUAAUUUGGUGCUUUGCGCGGGUAUUACCCCAGUCUAUUAAUAUUUCCAACCGCGGUGAGAGUGAGAAACAACCCUUCAUACAGAUCGGUAGUAAAUAUUACCUAAUAAACACUGCUACUACGAUGAAUUGGUUCGGUGCGAUGCUUUACUGUCGCAACUAUGAUAGUGAUUUGGCCGUAAUCGAGUCGGCAGCUGAGAUGAAUGCACUGAGUUCCUAUUUACUCAUGUAUAAAGGUCAUACUGGGACAAAUUUCUGGCUUGGUGUCACCGAUUUGGCUGAGGAAGGUAAAUUUAUGUCAAUUAAAGACGGACGUCCAAUGCGGUAUGCUAAAUGGGCAGGCAGUCAACCAGACAAUUCUGGUCAAAAUGAGGAUUGUGUACAUCUUUGGCUAGUUACUAAUAUUUUCCAUAUAAAUGAUGGGAAUUGCAUGGCUCAGCAUUAUGCCAUCUGUGAGCUGCGACAACCGAAGAAGAAAUGUGACGUGUGUGAUUUGAAAAAUUUUAUAGAACGAUACAUGCAAGAUACAAAUAUUCCACACUGUCAAAAUUAGUUAGGUGGAAGUACCAUUUUUAUUAAUAAAAUCGUUGUUUCAUAAUGAUA
Bactrocera latifrons is the source of this 626-nucleotide messenger RNA. RefSeq names its product C-type lectin 37Db-like. The record is from RefSeq and is a predicted model, not a curated record. The transcript has 3 exons. The annotation marks the transcript as partial. NCBI's taxonomy places the organism in Eukaryota, Metazoa, Arthropoda, Insecta, Diptera, Tephritidae.